Molecule: messenger RNA, 1694 nt
Organism: Cryptococcus deneoformans JEC21
Lineage: Eukaryota; Fungi; Basidiomycota; Tremellomycetes; Tremellales; Cryptococcaceae
Exons: 7
Coding region: 28-1263 (411 amino acids)
Molecular function (GO): calcium ion binding
Source: RefSeq, a predicted model, not a curated record
GAUUAUUGCACGCUAUACACUUGCACCAUGGCUGACUAUCUCGGACGCCCCUCAGACGGAGACUCUCCAUUCGCAAUAGGCAACAGGGCGAUGCGGGACACUUCCUCUCCACAGCCACCACAACAGCGCAACCCCGCUCCGAGGAACCAGUAUCCCCAGCCACCCCAGCAGCAGGCGCAGGCGUACGGCGCCCCAGUAGGUGUUCCAGUGAGAGGAUAUGCUGCUUCUCCGGGAUCCGGCGGUAGAAGCGGUAUGACAUCUCCAGGGUCAGGGCCCAGGAGUGGGAUGGUAUCGCCCAUUCAGGGGUCUUUCCCCCUUCAAGCACCACCACUACAACAACAGCAGGGACAAGGGUCAUACCAGCAACCUCAGAGACAAUACUCUAGCCCUCCUCAACAGCAACAAGCGUUCCAACCGCAACAGUAUCAACCUCGUCCUCAGUAUGCGCAACCCCAACAAGUCCGUUCACUGGGUUACGGUGGUGCUCCGUCGCCGAUCUCUCCGGGCACGGCAUCGAGUCAUCACGGGUACCCUCCGAAUCCAUCUUCAGAGAGCGGUUACGCACCUAUGCAGCAGCAACAACAACAACAGAACUACGGACAAGCAUCUCAGCAACACCCUCAUUAUGCGACAUCAACUCAGGGAAGACAAAGCCAGCAAGCCCAACAAGGCCAGUGGGGUCCGCAACAGCAUGUACAGACUAUGUCGAGUACGCCGACUGCGCCUAGUGCGGCUGAUAAUGCCGAGUUGAGGGAUAUGUUUGUUGCAUUCGAUAGUUCUAGAAGUGGGCAUCUUAGUGCUUUUGAUCUUCAAAAGUUGUUGGCAAAGGACGCUACCAUGGAUGCGAGAGAGGAUAGCGUCAAGAUGCUGAUGAACAUCUUUGACACUGAUCGAAGCGGGAGUAUCAAUUUCCAAGAAUUCGAGGGUCUUUACCGAUACAUCCAAGACUGGCACGGAAUCUUCCACCGCUUCGACCGCGAUUCUUCUGGUCUCAUCGACCGCACCGAACUCCAUUCCGCUCUUAUGGGCUUUGGAUUCUCCCUCCCUCCCGAGAUGAUUCGGAAAAUCGAAAAACGAUUCACCCCGCCCCCUGUACCGGGGAAAGAUGCGCCCAAAGGAAUCAGUUUUGAUAGGUUUUUGAUGGCUUGUGUGACUGUCAAACAUUAUACGGAAGGUUUCAGGAGGGUCGAUGAACGUAAAGAAGGCAAAGUGACAUUUAGCUAUGAGAGUUUUAUGGAAAUGGUCCUCGACGCUCCGGCGUGAAUAUCUCAUCCGCAUUUCCUUCCCCAACUCAACUCGACUUUUCUCUAGCUCGACUCAACUCACCCCAGCUCAUUUUCUUUUAUCCUGCAAGAAGGUCACCUCGAUACCCCAAUCCUCAAACCACAAACCCCCCAAAUCCCAACGCCUCGAUAUCAGCACUUUGCUCUUGUCACAAUGUUGAUGUCUAAACAAGUUUGGACAAUAAAUCCAGAAAUUUGUACCAUCCACUUGCCAAGUUGUAGCUGUAGCCAAUCAUCUCUCGCUCCUCUCUUUCACAUACAAAUGCCCACUCAAUACAGUCUGUUCAAAAUCAAAUAACAGUGAAAUUGCUGUUUGCAUGGACAGAACAGGACAGCACAUUUGGGAUAAUCAUUCUUAUGAUAGAUACCCUGUCAUGAAUACCCAUAUCACAGUCAGUCUGUACUUGCUGA